This is a messenger RNA of Balaenoptera ricei (Rice's whale), 324 nucleotides long. Its product is annotated as protein S100-A7-like. NCBI's taxonomy places the organism in Eukaryota, Metazoa, Chordata, Mammalia, Artiodactyla, Balaenopteridae. The coding region runs from base 1 to 324 and encodes 107 amino acids. The transcript has 3 exons. The record is from RefSeq and is a predicted model, not a curated record.
AUGAGCAGCACUGAGGCUGAGAAGACCACGAUAGGCACGAGUGACCUGUCUCACAAAUACUCGGGACCCGAAGACACCAUCGAGAAGGGGGACCCACCGAAGCUGUUGAAGGAGAAUUCCCCCAACUUUCUCAGUGCCCGUACCAAAAUGGGCACAGAUUACUUGUCCACUGUCUUUGAGAAAAAGGACAAGAAUAAGGACAAGAGUUCAAAGAAUAAGGACGAGAAGGUUGACUCGUCUGAGCUCCUCUCCUUGCUGGGGGAUAUAGCCACAGAUUACCACAAUCAGGGCCACGGAGCGCCACCCUGUUCUGGGGGAAAUUAG